CAAAUUAUUGAAAUAUCUCUCUAACUAACAUCUUCCCUAUGGUUUAAUUACCAUGCUUUUCUUGAUUUCCAUAAAUUAAAUAUUCAUAAUUUAUAAUUAAUUACUCAAAGCUCUUUAAACCAAGCUAAUUAAGGCAGGUUAAUUAAGGGUUAAUCAGCCAUCUAGUGAAGCAAACUACACAAGCUAAGUCAAACAAGAAGAGUUAUGGAGGAGGGAAAAGUUAUUAAUGACGAAAGAGGCCCGUUUAUGGAGGUGAUUACUACGACCGCAGCCAUGGAUAAUAAUGAUUAUUCAUUAGUAAUAACAAAGGCGUUCGAUUUUUCGAGGAUUUUGAAGAGUUUACUAGUUUUUUCUGCACUUGGAGUUACAUUUCUUGUUUUGUUCUACUCUUCGAGCAACAACAAUGGCCAGUUUGUACCGAGUUUCGGGCGCUUAUCGACUUUCUACGGUGGCAAUAACGGCACGGUCCCGGUCAAAGACGAGUAUUACGAUCUAAGGUUGGUUCUAGAGGCUGCUUCAACCAAGGACAAAACAGUAAUUUUGACAACAUUGAACGAUGCAUGGGCAGAACCAAACUCCAUAUUUGAUAUAUUCUUAGAGAGUUUCAGAAUUGGAAACAAUACAUCUCAUCUUCUCGAUCAUCUGGUUGUUAUAGCAGUCGACGAGAAAGCGUAUUUCCGAUGCCGGAAUUUGGGUUUCCAUUGCUAUUUUCUCAAGACUAAGCAGUCUUCUAAAAUGGCUAAUGAAGCAAGGUUUAUGACCCCUAUCUAUUUGGAGAUGAUGUGGGAAAGACUUGCUUUCUUGCAGACUAUUUUAAGCUUGGGGUACAACUUUGUUUUCACGGAUACUGAUGUUAUGUGGUUUCGAGAUCCAUUCCCACGUUUCAAUCCCGAUUCAGACUUCCAAACCUCAUGUGAUAGCUUCAAUGGCAACGAAUUCGACAUACAAAACGCUCCCAACAACGGAUUCCUUUUCGUAAGGUCCAACAAUCGAACCAUCAAAUUCUACGAUUUCUGGGUUUCCUCCAGGCACACGUACCCCGGAUUACACGAACAAAAUGUUUUUAACGAGAUUAAAAACGGUACCGUUGUAAGAGAACUUGGAGUGAAGUUAAGAUUUAUGGAUACAGAUUAUUUUGGUGGAUUUUGCGAACGAAGCAAGGAUUUGAAUAAGGUUUGUACAAUGCAUGCUAAUUGUUGCAUUGGUUUAGACAACAAAAUAGCUGACCUUAAAACUACACUUGAGGUUUGGAAGACUUAUUUGUCUUCCAAUCAUACGACGACACGUCAGCCUUUAAAUUGGACGGUCCCAAAUAAAUGUCAUAUGUGAGUGAAAUACUUUGUACGUACAGGUAAAUAAUUUGAUGUGUCAAUUUAUUUUUUAAUUCUUGGAAGUUACCGUGUAAUGAAACGAUAGAUAAGUUUUAGACUUGUAAUUAUUUAUAAUUAAACUCUUUUUGUUGGUACAA
Molecule: messenger RNA, 1468 nt
Organism: Spinacia oleracea (spinach)
Lineage: Eukaryota; Viridiplantae; Streptophyta; Magnoliopsida; Caryophyllales; Amaranthaceae
Exons: 3
Coding region: 205-1329 (374 amino acids)
Source: RefSeq, a predicted model, not a curated record